This is a messenger RNA of Necator americanus (New World hookworm), 762 nucleotides long. RefSeq lists its product as uncharacterized. Gene Ontology annotation, cellular component: Golgi membrane. Bases 1 to 762 code for a protein of 253 amino acids. Lineage: Eukaryota; Metazoa; Nematoda; Chromadorea; Rhabditida; Ancylostomatidae. Gene Ontology annotation, biological process: protein retention in ER lumen; retrograde vesicle-mediated transport, Golgi to endoplasmic reticulum. The record is from RefSeq and is a predicted model, not a curated record. The transcript has 7 exons.
AUGUUCUUUUCUUCUUCUCUGGCUGGAGAACGGGUUUUUUCCUGGCGACGCAGUUCUUGGUCGCUUCCACGUGUUUCGAAGGCUGACGCCUCCGUCGUCGGUCGAUCGAUACAAUCUCAUUCUUAUAUCCACGUUUUCUGGAAGCUGUUGCUGUGCUGGUUGUUUUCAGUUUUUAGAGCAGAGUUUUCAAACAUGGAUGACGACCUAAGGGAUAGGCCUGGAGUGGUUUCCCGAUUUUUUCACUGCAUAGAAGUCAAAUAUCAAUAUUAUCUGGAUAGGCUCACACCACAAACUGCUAUCCGAUGGCUGAUUGCAGUUGUAGCUAUUUUCAUUUUUUGCGCUAGGAUUCUCUACCUCCAAGGUUUCUAUAUAGUGGCAUAUGCUGUUGGUAUUUACUACCUGAAUUUGCUUCUUCUUUUCCUUACACCCUCCAUCGAUCCUGCACUAGAGGAUGACGACGAUGGACCUGUGCUUCCCUCUAAAACCACGGACGAAUUUCGCCCUUUCAUGCGUCGACUGCCGGAGUUCAAGUGCUGGCAUUCUGCUAUGAAAGCUACUCUCAUAGCAAUUACCUGCACAUUCUUCGAUUUCUUCGAUGUACCAGUGUUCUGGCCCAUUCUUGUUAUGUACUUCAUUAUUCUCUUCUUCCUGACAAUGAAGAGGCAAAUCAUGCAUAUGAUCAAGUACAAGUACAUUCCAUUCACCGUCGGAAAGCCUCGGAUGGCAGGUAAAGAGGACACUGGCAAGGUUGUUGUUGGAUAG